Molecule: messenger RNA, 1011 nt
Organism: Penicillium olsonii
Lineage: Eukaryota; Fungi; Ascomycota; Eurotiomycetes; Eurotiales; Aspergillaceae
Source: the annotation of a GenBank genome assembly
AUGAUGGCCUCAAACCGCGAUGGCUCCAUGGCUACCUUCAUUGAAAACGUAUAUCUGAACUUCCGCGAAUACUAUUAUAGCGUCACACAACCUGACUGCGUCGCCAAGCGCGAUAUCCUCACCAAGCGCUUCAAACUCCAAUCAUAUGGAGUCGCACAAGACACAGCACUGCUACCCCCACAUUGGGAAGACGAAAACUGCGUUGCCGGCAUUCACUUUAAUACACUAGGUCUUCUCGACUGCCCCAAGCAAUCUUCCAAAAUUGUAUUUGUUGGCGCCGGCGUCUCCGUCGAAACCUCCUCGGCCUUCUGUCCCGAGCUGGCUUGGAUGGACGAGGCCAUGCUACAUGGCGACGACGUCAUCUACAUGAACAUGGGCAGCAUGUUCAUCUGGAAACGCCAUGAAUUCUGGAACUGCAUUGCGGGCUUCGAAGCCGCCUAUAAGCAACGCGGGGGUCGUGUGCGCUUCCUAUUCAAGAUCAACUUCCCCAUCGAUUCCCCAGAACACAACUUCUCCACCGACGAGCUCCCUCCAUAUAUUCGGCUCACUAAUUGGAUCGACAACCAACACGCUAUUUACUCGCACCCGGCCCUCAAGGUCUUCAUUCACCAUGGAGGUGGCAACUCGUUCAACGAGGCCGUCUACUUCGGAGUUCCUCAAUUGAUUCUCAGCCAGUGGCUUGAUACCCACGAAUACGCCACCUACGCCGAGAAGUUCAAGUUGGGACUGCGCAGUGACCGACCACCGCAUGUUGAAGCCCGUGAUAUCGAGGUCAAGAUUCUGAAGAUGCUGGGCCCAUCCUGGCCUGAAUACAAGGCCAAUUGUCGAUCGUGGGCUAUUCGAAGCCAGAUCAGCGGUGGCACAGCAUCCGCUGCGAAGAUUAUCGUCUCUCAUGCUGAGAGCACACGAUUGAUUCAGGAUGGAAUCUUGACCCCACCCUUCACGCCUGUCGAGUCGCCCGUCUUAGAAAAGGACGCUGAGUCUCUCCAGGACAUUGCGAUUUGCUCUUAA